CCUUCACUCUUGGCACGAACCUGCAACCAGACCAGGAUUCUGAAAAUGGAAAAAUGGGAUACAGCCCCUUGCGUCUCCGUCCUUCCCUGCAUCCACCAAAACCUCCACCGGCUCCUCCACUUUCUCUCCACUUUUCCAAAACUGUGUGCAUUCCCCUUUAAGGGGCUGGGCAUCUCUCCCGCCCUCUGCAGAGUCGACUGAAGUUUCCGAGGAGCCUCCUAGCUGGGUUGGACACACCUUUCGAAGACCCCUAGUCGAGCUCCAUGCACCACAAAGGGCUCUUUCCCAUAGUGCUGUCCCCCUGCCCCUCUCCCUGACCUCCCUCUUCUCAGCUACAAGAUUCAGCCUCUCCCCAAGGGGCUGGAGCAUCCUAAACGUUUCCCACCCUUCACGGCUCUGUCCCCGGAUGGAGCCAGAGAAAUGUGGUGGGGGGGCCGGGGCCAGAGUUUCAACAUCGCCCCCCAGAAGGAGGAGCCAGAGAUGGGGCUCUCUGGGCCAAAGUGUGUCGGGCGGACCGGGAUGCUGGAGCCCAGGAGUCGGCAGCUUGACGGUCACGUGGCCUCUGGAUGCCUCCCAGGGGAGCAGAUCCUAGCAUGGGCCCCAGGGGUGAGAAAGGGACUGGAGCCUGAACUGCCUGGAACCCUGAUCUGCACCAACUUGAGGGUCACCUUCCAGCCCCGCGGAUGGCAGCGGAGUCAGGAGACUCCCUUGAGCAGGGAAUACGAUUUUGCCCUGGUCAACAUCGGGCGAUUAGAGGCUGUGAAUGGCCUGUCCAGAGUCCAGCUCCUCCGCCCAGGGUCCCCACUUAAAUUUAUCCCUGAAGAGAUUCUCAUUCAUGGCCGAGACUUCCGGCUGCUCAGAGUUGCUUUUGAGGCUGGAGGACUAGAGCCUCAGGCCUUUCAGGUGACCAUGGCCAUUGUCAAAGCCAGAGCUCAGAACAGUCAAGCCCAGCAGUAUGCAGGCAUACCCCUGAGCAAGGCUGGCCAGAGUUCGGGGACCAAACAACCACCUAUUCCCCUCCUGGAGACAUCAGACGACUGGGAGACCGAGCGGAAAAAGCAGGGGGCCAGGGGCUGGAGGGUCAGCACCGUCAAUGAGAGGUUCGACAUAGCCACCAGCCUCCCCCGUUACUUCUGGGUCCCUAAGCGAACUCUGGACAGUGAAGUCAGGAGGGCAUUUGGACACUUCCAUCAGGGCCGUGGACCGCGCCUGUCCUGGCAUCACCCUGGGGGCAGUGAUCUUCUCCGCUGUGGUGGCUUCUACACAGCCAACGACCCUAACAAGGAGGAUAUCAGAGCAGUGGAGUCAAUGCUCCAGGCCGGGCAUUCGGAUGUUGUCCUGGCAGACACGGUGGAUGAGCUGCCUAGUCUUGCAGAUGUCCAGCUUGCUCACUUGAAGCUCAGGGCUCUUUGCCUGCCUGAUUCCUCUGCAGCUGAGGAGAAAUGGCUCUCAGCCCUGGAAGGAACACGAUGGUUGGAUUAUGUCAGGUCUUGUCUUCGAAAGGCCAGUGACAUCUCGGUCCUAGUGACAUCCAGGGUUCGCUCUGUAGUACUACAAGAGCGCGGUGAUCGUGAUUUCAAUGGCCUCCUCUCUUCACUCGUCCAGCUGCUUUCAGCCCCUGAAGCCCGAACACUGCUUGGCUUCCAGUCACUAGUGCAGCGAGAGUGGGUGGCAGCUGGACAUCCCUUCCGGACCCGACUUGGGGUAACUAGAGCCAGUGAAGAGGCUCCAGUGUUUCUCCUCUUCCUUGACUGCGUCUGGCAGAUCCUCCAGCAGUUUCCAGCUGAGUUUGAAUUCUCAGAGUUUUUCCUUCUUGCUCUUCAUGACAGUGCCAGGGUUCCUGACACCCUCACAUUCCUGACAGAUACUCCCUGGGAGCGUGGAAAGCAAGGCGGACAGUUCAACUCCUAUACACAAACCUAUACCCCAGGGUACUGCCCACCCCCUGCUGGGAACUCUGUUAACUCACAGCUGUCUGUCUGGGACUGGGAGUUACGCUACAGCAGUGAACAGAUGCUACAAUUCCAUAAUCCUGGCUAUGACCCAGAACACUGCCCAGAUUCGUGGCUUCCUAGACAGCAGCCAAGCUUCAUGGUUCCUGGACCCCCCAGUUCUGUGUGGCUCUUCUCCAGAGGGGCCCUGACUCCCCUGAAUCAGCUCUGUCCUUGGCGCGACAGUCCCUCCCUGCUGGCAGUCUCUUCUCGUUGGCUCCCUCGACCAGCUGUCUCCUCUGAAAGCCUGGCUGAUCAGGAGUGGGGGCUCCCCUCACAUUGGGGGGCUUGCCCCUUACCCCCGGGGUUGCUGUUGCCUGGAUAUUUGGGACCCCAGAUCAGGCUGUGGAGACGCUGCUACUUGAGGGGAAGGCCUGAGGUCCAGAAAGGCCUCUCGGCUCCCACAGUCUCCGGCCUCCAGGAUGAGCUAUCCCGUCUCCAGGAGCUUUUAAGGAAAUGGACACCAAGAACAUCUCCUGAGGAUCACUCCAAGAAAAGAGACCCAAAUACCAUUCUCUCCAGUCCCAUUGAAAUUACUGUCUUUCUUAUGGGCACGGCAGAGGGCAGUCCAGGGUGAGGGAGCCUUCUGUCUAUCUUCCGAUUUUUCUUAUCUGGUCUUGCUGUCUCAGCUUUUGACAUUCCAGCGCUCAAUAGGCUCACUGACCUGACUUUCUGUUGCAGAUGGGUGGUGCUAACCUUCCCUAAUGCUGGCCCUGUCCUGUUUGGUUCCCCAAGAUAGGUUUCUUGUGGUUUGAAGAAUUAAGAAACGAAAGCAACCUAGAACAUUACCUUUUUUUCAGGGCAGUUUCAUCUCCUUGGAUAUCCAACUGUUAAAAUUGUGAGAUGAGAAAUGCUAUUCAUCAGUCUUAACACAAUGGCCUACAGACCUCAUUCUCACCUCCUCUUGUUGCUUCCUUAACCCCAAUUUCUGUUUCUUCCCUGAGUAUGCAGUGGGUGUGUGAGGCACUGUCUCUUCCGAGUGUAUAUUUUAUAUACUGACAUUUCUAUUUAAGGAGUUCAUUAAAGCACCAUAUUUAUACACACAUUGCUGGCAUUCUCUCUUGUGUCUGAAUAAAAGAUCCUAGGUAAAGGGUGGCUGGGUGGCUCAGUCGUCAUU
This is a messenger RNA of Hyaena hyaena (striped hyena), 3108 nucleotides long. RefSeq names its product myotubularin related protein 11 (gene MTMR11). The record is from RefSeq and is a predicted model, not a curated record. NCBI's taxonomy places the organism in Eukaryota, Metazoa, Chordata, Mammalia, Carnivora, Hyaenidae.